GAUCGUGUGCCAGUUGACAUCGUGCUUAUUAGUGUUUGAUUCGAUGAAGCAAAGUGCAGUGCACCACGGUGUACUGCGCUGUUUCUCUUCGUCUAUCCAACGUGAUGAUUCCUGUUCCGGUGUUCUACCUAGUUUUUUUCUCCGUGAUUUCAACCGUCUCCAGUGCCGUGGUGCGACAGUAUAGCUGUGAUAAUUACUUUCAAUCCUGGUGCCAGCUGCAGAAUGUCACGAUCCAGAUGGAGGGGGACAUUCAGAGCACGAUCUUCCCACGGGAGCGGCAGCUUGGCUUCGUCUACGGUACGAUCGCCAACUUCUCGCACACCUUCAACAAUCAGCUGUUCCGGGCGGGUGUGCUGAGGGUGUUUGCCCGUGGAACACGCAUCCCGUACCUCACGAUGCCGAACACACUCGAUCAGCUGUACCUGCGUGACAACGAUCUACGCACGGUGGAGAUCGAUCCGAGGGCACGCUAUACGGUACGCUAUCUGCGCAUCCAGAUGAACAAACUGCGAUCGGUGGCCCGGUUCGAGCAUCUAACGCAACUGCUGGAGCUCAAUCUUUGCGACAAUCUGCUCGAGACGGUUCCGUUUGAUACGUUCGCCACGAUGACCCGGCUGCGCCAGCUGAUCCUGUGCGGGAAUCACAUCAAAACGCUCGUCCCGCCGAUUCCACAGCAAACCGUCGUUCAGCUGCCCUCGCUGACGCAUCUGGAUCUGAGCGGGAACUUUAUCUGCUCGUUACCGCUCGCUCGGUGGCAGUUUCCACAGCUGGUCAAUCUCGGUUUGCGCGACAAUCUGCUCACCACGCUGGAUAGUGGCGCCAUCGUGGCCCGUUUUCCCCGGAUGCGCAUCUUCGAUGCAUCGGCUAAUGCACUGGACUGCCGUUCGUACCGGCAGGCACUGCGUACCUUCGCCCAUCGCUCGAUCGUACAUCUGAUUGAUCGACGAAUGUGUAGCAUGGACGAUGCUGUCCCCGUUGGUGGUGAGGAACGGGAUGAGGGGCAACGAGAUGGCGCCAAAACGAUCGGAAAUGGUUCAAGCGGUAGUAAUGAGAUCGUGCCAGUGCGCCCCGGUUCGACCAUGAGCGACCGCGCGGGGCAAGAAAUUCGAAACCUUAAGGAGCGGCUCUUCCUGCAGCAGCUAACCAUCCAGCGGCAGCGGAUGGAAAUCGAACAGCUGCGCGCCAACCUGACGACACUGAUGGAACAGUUCGAUCUCGUCGCCGGUCCUGUCCGUGCCGUCGAUCCAUUCUAGCGCUGCUAGCACCUAGCUCUGCGCUUUGAUGCAUCUAGAGCCAACCGUGCAGCGCGAUGCAAUAAAUAGCAAACGAAGGAGAGAGAGGGAAAGUAGCUUAAAGCCGGCAUAUAACCUCGUGAUGAUUCCAACUGAAACGAGGUUGUUCAAGUGAGAAAUGGUAAGCGACCAUUCGGUGUGACAUCCGCAAGCACCGCAAGCACCAGACCCCGUUAGUGCAGUUUAUGGUCGAUUGUUUCUUCACUGUGAACGGUGUGGCCACCAGCAUCGUGGUGUCUCGCAGAUCGGCGAUCCUUACUUAGUGCUCCGAGUGUUGCUAAUGAAUGGAUGGCCCGUGACCCCGGCACGGUUUUCGAAUGCCGUCAAGAGAAGAUGAUUAU
This is a messenger RNA of Anopheles aquasalis, 1633 nucleotides long. RefSeq lists its product as uncharacterized. NCBI's taxonomy places the organism in Eukaryota, Metazoa, Arthropoda, Insecta, Diptera, Culicidae. Gene Ontology annotation, molecular function: protein binding. The record is from RefSeq and is a predicted model, not a curated record.